AUGUGUCCUACCUAUGAAGGUGCCUCUCAUCGCCUGCACUUUCAAAUAAACGUACUCGACGUUAACGACGAACCACCUAGAUUCAAACCGCCUUGGCCAAAUUAUCCGGAUGCCCAGGCAAAGGCAGUCCUUGUGAAUGAGAUCUCUACACCACCGGGAACUCGAGUCUUUAGUGCCGAGGCAACCGACGCCGACGCCACUGCUGAUCUCGUGUACUCCUGGUCACCUGGCCGCGAGGUGGAUACUGAGGGUCGAUUCUACAUUUCACCAACCGCCAUUAAAUUCCACGUUUUCGUUCCUGUAACCGCACAUCCCAAGAACGUCUCGGCCCACUUGGUCAUCUGUGAGUUUAUUGCGCCCUUUCAAGGCAGGCAGAAAGUGCAGAGGGAAGCUCCGUUCAACGGGCGUCACACAAUUCUCCCCUUCCCGCGUCUACACUCCGCUUGCACUGCACGGGAUUACUUUGGUACGUGUGCAUGCGUGACUGUGAGCAUCACGAAACCGCCCAAGGUCCCUGCACGUUCAGUGGCACUGUAG
Messenger RNA from Dibothriocephalus latus, 537 nucleotides. The record is from the annotation of a GenBank genome assembly. NCBI's taxonomy places the organism in Eukaryota, Metazoa, Platyhelminthes, Cestoda, Diphyllobothriidea, Diphyllobothriidae.